ACACUCUACGAGAUCUCUUGUUUCUUUGACGUGCUGCUUGAAAUAUCUAAGUCCUGCGAGUUGAAUCCGGCGGCUGAGAGGUCGUGGGCGGAGCAGCUGGAUCUUGAACUCCUCCGGCGACAGCACUUGUUGGGGUCCCGUAAGGGCGAGAACAGCUACAAGUCAAGCCUAGACCUGACUUGCUAG
Molecule: messenger RNA, 186 nt
Organism: Cryphonectria parasitica EP155
Lineage: Eukaryota; Fungi; Ascomycota; Sordariomycetes; Diaporthales; Cryphonectriaceae
Exons: 1
Source: RefSeq, a predicted model, not a curated record